ACAUGUUUACUAAAAAAGGCUAAAACAGACAAUAAGAUUGAAGCUGAUGAUAUUGUUUACAAUAGAAUAAUGCUUGAAGAGCUUCGUAUCAAUAUUAAUAAUAUUGAUAAUACAAAGCUUGGAAUUAUCACAGAUAUCUUUUAUGAAACUUUUUCUGGUAUUCAUGAUAAAAACCCAACUUUUACAAGAACUAUUCUUUUCCUUUUAUUAUCUGUUGGGCAGCAAGCUAAUAGAAAUGAAACAUCAAAAGCCAGUACUGCAGGUGGAUUUGAAAGGAAUAACAAUGAUAGCAGUAAUGCUUAUAGUGGCAAAAGCAAUGACAGAAGUGCCAAUGAUAAUUAUAGUAAUGAUAGUAAGGGUGAUAGUUAUAACAGUAGAAGUAGUAGUAGAGAUAACAAUAAUAACAAGAAUGGAAAUAGUAAUUAUGAUAGUAAAAUUAUUACAAUCAACUUUGUAGCAAUAGCAAAAGAUAAAGAACAAAAUCGUACUCAAAAAUUUUUUAUUGUUGUUAAGUUUUAUGCAAAAUUUGAUGACUUAAAUAAAAAAUAUCCAAAGUUUGCUAUUAAUAUUGAUGUAGUUGAGUGUAAAACAGAUUAUAUUUUGCUUUUAAAUAAAAAGGUUAGUUAUAGUGAAUAUUUAAAAACUGUCAAACAACAAGCUUGUUUGGGAAUCAGCAAUAUACCAAAGGCUGAAGUUCAAUUUGAGUCUGGACUUCAUAAGGUUGAAGAAAAGAUU
Racocetra persica is the source of this 735-nucleotide messenger RNA. The record is from the annotation of a GenBank genome assembly. Lineage: Eukaryota; Fungi; Glomeromycota; Glomeromycetes; Diversisporales; Gigasporaceae.